AAGCGGAUGUUUCCCUGAUCAUAGUUCGCUGUUUCUCCGCUUUUCAAACCAGGAAGAUGGAUUUGCUGUCUCACAACUGGAUUGUAUAUUUGACUAUAUGUUUGUUUUUCACUGGUGUCAGUUGCAAUUCAAUGGAAAACAAGAUUUACAUCAAUCUCAACUACACUAUGCCUUGCGUACGACUUCUUAAUGCAACUCAUCAAAUUGGUUGCCAGUCAUCUUUGUCAGGUGAUGUUGGAGUUCUUCACGUACUGGAGUCAGAAGACAACCUGGACUUGGUGCUUCGUUCUGGUCUCCACCCUCCUUACAUGGUCAUUCUGGAGACUCCACUCUUUACCAGAUCCAUCAUGAUGAAGCUGAAGAGCGGCUCCAAAAGGGUGGCUGGCGUCGCUGUGGUGGAGCCCAGCGCCAAUCCACCGCAGGGCUUCUCCCCGCACACUAAAUGUCCCAACGAGAACACAGGCGUGUACUCGGAGAACUAUGGUCCCAGUCUGGCCCACUGCAACACAACAGAGUGGAACCCCCUCGGAAACGGCUUGUCCUACGAGGACUUUGACUUUCCCAUCUUCUCCCUUAAAGACGACAAUGACACACAGGUUAUACGGCAGUGCUACAUGGACCACAACCGCGCAUUGAACGGCAGCGACCCGCAGUACCCUCUGUGUGCCAUGCAGCUUUUCUCCCACAUGUCUGCCGUCACCAACACGGCCACCUGCAUGAGGAGAAACAGCAUCAGUUUCAGCAUUAGCCCAGAAAUGGUUUGUGAUCCGCUGAGUGACUAUAAUAUUUGGGCCCCAGUUAAACCUUUGAACACCACAGAGAAAGGCCACAAGGCGGGGGAGAGCGUGGUCAUCGCAUCAGCCAGGCUUGACAGCCGGUCCUUUUUCUCUGACAUCGCUCCCGGAGCAGAGAGUGCAGCCUCAGGCCUCGUCACCCUGCUGGCGGCUGCUCACGCUCUACGAAACGCCACCCAGGAGGCUCAGCUGAACCGCACCAUCUUCUACACUUUCUUCCACGGGGAAACGUUUGACUACAUCGGCAGUUCAAGGAUGGUGUUUGACAUGGAGAGAAAUCAGUUCCCUAUAGAUCUGGACAACAUUCACUCAGUGCUGGAAAUUGGACAGGUGGGAUUGCUCUCCAACUCCAAGCUCUGGCUCCACACAGAUCCUGUCUCUAGGAGAAAUAGCAGCAUCGAGGAAGAGGUGAAGAACCUCAUCACCAACCUGCAGGCCGCUGCUAACGGUUUGAACGUCUCUGUGGAGGAACCCGCCGCCACCCAGCCGCUGCCUCCUGCGUCCUUCCACAGGUUCCUGCUAGCCCGGCCGUUCCCUGGUGUCGUCAUUGAGGACCACAGCUCCAGUUUCACCAACAAGUAUUACCAAAGCAUGUAUGACAACCCUGAAUACCUGAACCUGUUGUUCCCUCCUGAUCUGACCCCUGAGGAGCAGCUGAACCACAUCUCAGACACUGCAAAGUCUCUGACUGAGGUGGCGACCCUCGUGGCUCGAGCUCUCUUUGUUCAGGCUGGAGGAGAAAAAAGCCAAAUCAGCACCAUUAAAGCAGAUGAGCUGACGGUGAGCCGAAUGCUUUACAGUUUCCUCAUAUCAUCAAAUAACUCUUGGAUCCAGGAGAUAAUCAGCCCAGAACAUGUGGGCCAUCUAAACAACAAGACUACAAACUUCUAUAUCAGUGUGUUGGACCAAACCAGUUUGCCGGCUCUUCUGGUCAAGCAAAUGUUGGCUAACCUGACUGGGAUCACGGUCAACGUCACUGAGGAGGACUGCAGGAACCAGAGAGAGAACAAAGACGACACGGAGAGCCAACAUCUGUACAAGUACCUUUGGGUUCAGGGGGCAGCAGCUCCCAACGGCACGCAGCGGGAGGGUUUCUGCAUCCGCUCCACCGUGUCGUGGUCCAAAGCGUUGUCCCCGGCCUUUGAGCUCGAGGACUACACCUCCAGUAUUUACUCAACAUGGACGGAGUCCAGGUGGAAGAAAAUCAAGGGACGCAUAUUCCUGGUGGCCAGCCAUGACUUGGAGAUGUUGACGCUCGGCGUGGGGAUCGGCGUGCUUCUGACGUCCCUCUUGCUGACGUACAUCAUCAGCUCCAAGGUAGACAUCCUGUUCAGCUCAGGGCGGGAGCCCACCAGCGCCACCUACUGAUCCACAGGAAGACGUCUCCGGCCUGCCACCACUACAACCCCAACUACUACUACUACUACUAUAACAACCGCUAGUACUACUUCUGUCCCAAGCAGACUUUAAAACUCGGCACAUUAAGGUACACAGACAGCUUUGAGUCAGCAGCGCAGUCGGGCCGGUUCUAAGACCCACUCUGUGUUCAUGGACUCACCUCGGUGAGGUCGGACGCCACGACCGGAGUGGACUGGAUGGAUCUGGACUCCUCAGGGUCAGAAACACUGGUCAGGCACCAGAGGGGCCCUGUCAGCGGACAAGAUGUUCAUAUUUCUCUGGAAUUUCCUUUUUUUUUCAUUUCUCUAACUUUUUAACGUGGAGGAAUGUUUUUGUUUACUGUGUCUCUGAGCGAUUGUGUGUGAGAAACAUUCGGACUGCCUGAUCUAGUGGGUGAACAUUUGCACGGGUGUGUGAGUGCGAGUUCAGAGCCUGAAUUUCGGGGAUUGCGAUGUAUGUGCAAUACUGAAGCUAUCUUCUGUGUAAAUGUAAGUAAAUUAUCAAUCAGCUGUAAUGAUUAAAAAAAAGCCACUUUUUGAGCCGAUGAUCAGCUUUUAAAAUUCCUAUUUACGCUUUAAACUGACCUGGAAAGGUAGGAAAUGUAAACUGUCGUGCAGCACGUGUUUAUGUAGUGUUUUAUUUGGAAAA
Messenger RNA from Cyprinodon variegatus (sheepshead minnow), 2840 nucleotides. It is a transcript of the gene ncstn, whose product is annotated as nicastrin. NCBI's taxonomy places the organism in Eukaryota, Metazoa, Chordata, Actinopteri, Cyprinodontiformes, Cyprinodontidae. Gene Ontology annotation, cellular component: membrane. The transcript has 17 exons. The record is from RefSeq and is a predicted model, not a curated record. Gene Ontology annotation, biological process: Notch receptor processing; protein processing. Bases 57 to 2162 code for a protein of 701 amino acids.